AUGGAAAUGUUUAUGAAGUUUAAGAUCGAGACGGAAGAAAUGCUUAAGCAACAAGAAAAUACUUUCACCAACACAGUUAGUUCUAACACAAAAAUAUUAAAUGAUCGAUCAGACAGAGUUAAAUUUAACAUACUUCAAAACUCAACCAAAAUAGCAUCAAUUGCAAAGGAAGUAGAAGAAAUCAAAAUUGAGAGAGCACAUAGAAUUGGCAAAGUAGUUUUAAAACUUCUUGAUUUUAAAGAUAACACUGAAAUUCUCAACAACUCUUCCAAAUUAAAAGGUAAAAACAUUUUUGUAUAUGAAGAUUACUGCAAGGAAACGAAUGUUAUACGAAAGACGUUACGUGAAAAAAUGAAAAUCGAAAGGCAAGCUGGCAAAUGCGCCUAUAUUUCAUACGACAAACUUAUUGUUCGGGAUUGGAAUUCUAAAAAAAAGUAA
Molecule: messenger RNA, 438 nt
Organism: Hydra vulgaris (swiftwater hydra)
Lineage: Eukaryota; Metazoa; Cnidaria; Hydrozoa; Anthoathecata; Hydridae
Source: RefSeq, a predicted model, not a curated record